CUGAAUGCGGCAUUGUUGUCCUUCCCAUCUAGCUUUGCGACCAUAGGCAAGCAAAAUCAUACCGGUCAGAAAUAAGGGGAAGUCGGUUCAUGGUUGGAAUUAUUAUAGUAUUAAAAGACAACUGUAAAUGAGGAUUUCUUGACAAAGCAAGUACAAACGUGAUCCACAGCAUGUACCAUCGAGUUGAUGAUGUCAUGAAGCUGUGUUGUGAGUUAUCUGUCAAUCAAGAAGUCCAGACCACAGUGAAAGGCUCAGGGAAGGGGGCAGCAGCAGCUGGGGGACUGGCCUUUGCUGGAGGGUUGGUUGGGGGCCCUCUUGGUAUUGCAGUCGGCGGUGCUGUCGGAGGCCUUUUGGGAUGCUGGCUGACCAGUGGGCAGUUCAAACCACUGCCUCAGAUCAUCAUGGAACUGAGUCCUCAGCAGCAGCAGAAGCUUUAUGACGAUCUCAUGAUCAUCCUGGGUGAUAUUCAGUGGACAGAUUUAGUCCAGCUAACUGCUCUGGUUAUGGGCAAUGCCACCCUGAAGCAGCAGCUCACAGGCGCUCUUCUUGGAUAUGUCACCAAGGAGCUCCAAGCAGAGGUGCGCUAUGUGGAUUAAAACAUUAGAAAACUUGACUCGGAGGCCUAACUAAUGUGAACUGUUUUUAUGAAGCUGGAGAUACUUGUGAUCAAAUAUGAAACCACAUAUUAUAAAACUGCACAGACACCAUCACAGUCAUGGCAACAGAUGACCCUGGUUAAUAGGGGGUUAGUACAUUAUGACUUAAAACAGCUGUAUAGUUGCAUUAAUUUAUUAUGGGAAGUGCAGUUCUCAGUAGAAGGCAUUAUUCAUUAAGUCUUUAAUGUAUUGAUAAUCAAUCUGGCUUUACAGUGUAGCACUGCUCUCAAAACGUACAGUUUAUUGUCAUAUUUAGACACAUGAUUAUGCAUUGAGUGAGCACCAGUUGUAUAGCGUGAAAUGUUUUGAUUUGAUGUGAACUUAUGAAGUGCCAGAGUUUCCCACCAUCUGUGUCCAGUAUACUGUAUUGCGAUCUUUGGGUCAAUCCAAAUGUUUUAAUGCUUUAAAUGACUUCUUUAAUAAAAACAAAAAAGUUGACGGA
Messenger RNA from Monopterus albus (swamp eel), 1098 nucleotides. Its product is annotated as protein C19orf12 homolog. The transcript has 3 exons. The record is from RefSeq and is a predicted model, not a curated record. Lineage: Eukaryota; Metazoa; Chordata; Actinopteri; Synbranchiformes; Synbranchidae. Bases 171 to 596 code for a protein of 141 amino acids.